UUGUUGACAUAUCAAUCAAGUGAGAGUGAUUUGGAGUUAUUUUUUAUUUUCGAAACAAAGCGGUAUAUUUAAAACUGUUAGAGGUCCAAUAGUUAAUUCUUGAAACGCCCAAUACGUAAUGUUCCAUAAUAAGCAAAAAUAUGUUCAAUUAUUGUUUUGCUUAAGUUAUGUGAUACUGACCAUAUUUCUUACUGAAAGAACGUUAAGAUCCCAGGACUACCAGAUAUUGCUUGUACUAUCGGCUGCGUACUUACUAAGUUGGGUAGCCGUCCGAUUUGGUCGUAGAAGCAUAAUUAUAAUAGAGUGGUUUUCAUCACGUCACGAGAGCAUUUUUACCUGCGGACAAGUGCCCAUAGGACCCACUAGCCGACGACGACCUGGACCCGUUGACAAUGGACGCCAAGGAGUUCGGAGAGAACCGUAUCAUGGAGUUGAUGUCGAAGGAGUCCGAGUAGGGGGAGGAAGAGAGAGCACGCUUCCGGGAGGCUCGAAUGCUGGCCGCUGCACCCCCUCCCCCUCCAGCACCUGGUCGCGGGCUGUUCAGACGAGAACCUGCAAAAAUUCAAAAAAUGUUGGGUCCGUUUUAUUUAUAAAUAUAUAAAUAAAUCAUUACAACAUGGA
This is a messenger RNA of Acanthoscelides obtectus, 621 nucleotides long. The record is from the annotation of a GenBank genome assembly. Lineage: Eukaryota; Metazoa; Arthropoda; Insecta; Coleoptera; Chrysomelidae.